This is a messenger RNA of Cetraspora pellucida, 147 nucleotides long. NCBI's taxonomy places the organism in Eukaryota, Fungi, Glomeromycota, Glomeromycetes, Diversisporales, Gigasporaceae. The record is from the annotation of a GenBank genome assembly.
AUGUCUGUAAGAGGCAAACAACAAUGUGACAGGAAAGCAGUAAUAGAGUCCACUGCACCUUCAGUGUUCCAUCCACAAGUAACCAAAGAGCAACAAAGUGACAGUACGGAGCAAGCUGGAAAGACAGCAAUGCCUACGGAUCGAUGA